UUCAGACCGUCCGUCUUCGGCUGUCACCGUACUUCAUCGCCCACGCAAGAAACUUUCGGCGUUUGUGAGUGCGAUGGCUGCGAGAGCCGCUUCACCGCAGAGCCCCAGCAAGCAGAUUACGGUUGUCGACGUCUACGACCUUGCUGCUUCUAUCGGAAAUGACUUUGAAAAGCUCAUUGACAAUUAUGGAAAUGAGUGUGUACGGGGUAUUAUGCCGAAGGUUAUUUCCGCGCUAGAAACAUUGGAAGCAAUGGCAGCUGGAAAUGAUCGAGAAAAUGAAGAAAUAAUGAGAUUAUCAAAGGCAGUUGAACGGUUAGAACAAGAAAAACAUCAAAGGAAUCAACAACAUUUAAAAUUUGAAGAAGAAUUGGAACAAGUCGAGAAAACGUAUCGAAAAGAUAUUGAUGAUCUACAACAGAUGGUUAAAAGUCUUGUAAAUGAGAAUCGAAAUCUUUCGACGACUGUAUCAUCACUUCCGAAUCAUGCAGAUUCCCCUGUUAGCACUUCGAUGCGAGAAGCAGAUUUGAAAAUGUUGCUGGAACUCAAAGAAAUGUCAUCUCAACAAAAGGACGAAAUUAAGGCUCUUCAGAAGGAUGUGGAUACUUAUCAGUGUCAAGUCGAAAAUCUUCAAAACUCGAUAGAAAAGCUGAUUCGUCAAAACGAGGAGCUAUUAAGGAAAAAUGCAUCGCUUCAAAAGCAAGGACGAAUGAUUGUUGAAGAGAAAAUGGAAGUUGUAAGAAGAUUGGAAAAAACUGAAGAAUCGAAUAUUGAAUUGAAAAAGUUGGUGAAAGAAACGGAUCGGGCUUGUAAGGAUAUGCAAUUGGCUAAUCAGGACAAUAACGAACCUCGAUUCACGUUAAGCGAACUACGAGAAGUUAUAAAAGAGAAGAAUAUUCUGAAAGGACGAGUAAUGGAAUUAGAAGAAGAACUUGAUAAUUUCAAACCGGGAGCCAAAAAAGAAAUUAUGAGAUUGGAUGAUGAUGAUGAUUUUGAUCGGAAUCCAUUACAACCAGACACCUCUUCGGCCCAAAGUCUCGGCGUUGACGGUGACGAUUUACCGGUUUAUGGUCCAAUGCCAAAAGAACCCGACGAGAAGCUUCAUCCAUGGAAAUAUGAGAGAAAAGAUUCCGGAGUUCGAAAAUUUAUUCAGUUUCCGCUUCUUCAAAGACUUUGGAGCGACGGCGUCCCCCCGCCGAGGAUCUUCUGCAAACGCGUCUCCUCGACUACCGGCUCGUGCGAUCCCACCAUCCCUCAAUUGAUGAUCAUGGCUCCGAUGCUUUUGCCAGUUCAUAUUUUCUUUUCUGCAAUGGUUUUCAUGUUUCAGUGUCUGUGACACCCCUCCAUUCUCUCUAAUCAUCACAUUUUUUGAUCUCACUACUAGUCAAACCCCAUUUCAGCUUCAAAAGUAUUUUUUUUUUUUUAAAUUUGUACGACAUGUCUCUCACUCUCUGCCUGCUCCUUGAUGAUUAUGAUCGACUAUCGAUCGAUUUUAGGCUCAAUUUCGCUUCCAAAAAAAAUCUAUUCAUUUUCCCCGUGUUUUACCCUUCCCUGUCUCUUAUUUUUUGCUCUUCAUGUGGCAUAUAUAUGUAAUUAUGUGUGUUGUCAUACUUUUUGUCAUCUUUUUUGAAAUAUCGAAAUUAACAAAGAAUUUCUCA
Caenorhabditis elegans is the source of this 1655-nucleotide messenger RNA. It is a transcript of the gene rilp-1, whose product is annotated as RILP-like protein 1. NCBI's taxonomy places the organism in Eukaryota, Metazoa, Nematoda, Chromadorea, Rhabditida, Rhabditidae. Gene Ontology annotation, molecular function: protein dimerization activity. The transcript is spliced from 8 exons. The coding region runs from base 74 to 1333 and encodes 419 amino acids. The record is from RefSeq and is marked reviewed.